CGAAAGCAGCAGAUAUUUAUGGUCGUGUGUUAAGUAGCGAACGAGCACGCGCUGUUAACUCGGGUAGGACAUUUUCAUGGGUAGGAAAGAAUUUCAGAACACCGCAUGUCUGUGCUGCUUAUGGAUGUUUUAAUGAAAGAAACGAUAAAACUAAAUGGGGAAUAACAUAUUUCACUUAAUGUUAAUUAGUACAUAAUACACUGUAUACAUUUAAAAUGAAGUAAAUUUUUUUUAAAAAAUUACAUCAAGUUAUAGCCAUUUAGUAGGCCUACUACUUACUAUCUAUAUUAGAUCGUAAGUAUGAAAACCUAUAUUUUAAUUUUUACCAAGUGUUCUAUAUCACGAAUACAUUUAUGACAUAACAAACCAAACCGUUUGAAAAUCGGUUUAAAAUUUUGUGAUUUAUGGUAAUUUUAAUUGUACAAUUUAAUUCUAUAGACGGACAUGCAUUAAUUAAUGAGUAGCUAUACCCCGUAUCGAUAUGGUGGUUGUAUAACUAUUUACGCAUUGCUCCAAUGAACAGCAGUGACCAAGCGGCUUCUAUGUGUUUGAUAUCUAAUCUAUGGUGCAGCUAGGCUAGCUUCCAUUGGAUGCCCAGUUAGAACUGUAAGCACUUAAUAGCUAUACAUACAACACAUUUUAAGCAAACCUGAUUAAACAACUGUUCAAAUCGGUAGACAACACCUGAACCAACCGUUUUUUAUCUCGAUUAGUUUAAUUCUGUAUAGAGCGAUUCCUUUAGGUCCGACUAAUUGCAAUGAUUUACCGCAUUUCCAUCGGAAGCGAUGUCCGUAGUAAUGGGCGCUAAAGUGUUGCAUUGCAUUGGUCGCCUGGUGGCGCCGAUUCACUGUGGUUCGACUCGCUUGCUCCCGGAGCGAUCGCAAUGAUGGCGGUAGCGGCCGGGGGAAAGGCCGCCGCUAGAUGCUUAGAAGAAUCUUCUGAUAGCGAACUGGAGCAAGAACCCGGCUCCCCGCAAAAACUGAUCCGCAAAGUGUCCACGUCGGGCCAAAUCCGAAACAAGACGAUCCUGAAGGAGGGUAAGUUGAUGAAACAAACCAACUCCUUCCAACGCUGGAAAAGACGCUAUUUCAAACUUCGCGGAAGAACAUUGUAUUAUGCUCAAACCGCUAAGUCCAUCAUAUUUGAUGAAGUUGACUUGACAGACGCAAGUGUUGCUGAAUCAAGCACCAAAAAUGUUAACAAUAGUUUUACGAAAUCGAGACUCAUCAGACCAUGCAACAUUUUUCAAGUCUUCAACUGUCCAAUUUUG
This is a messenger RNA of Paramormyrops kingsleyae, 1270 nucleotides long. NCBI's taxonomy places the organism in Eukaryota, Metazoa, Chordata, Actinopteri, Osteoglossiformes, Mormyridae. The record is from RefSeq and is a predicted model, not a curated record.